This is a messenger RNA of Dermacentor silvarum, 1375 nucleotides long. RefSeq lists its product as uncharacterized. The coding region runs from base 166 to 951 and encodes 261 amino acids. The transcript is spliced from 3 exons. The record is from RefSeq and is a predicted model, not a curated record. Lineage: Eukaryota; Metazoa; Arthropoda; Arachnida; Ixodida; Ixodidae.
GCGACUCCGCUCAAUCUCGUGGCGAAACUGCCGACGAGAUGGAACAAAAGUUUCUUGGCAUUGCCAAAAAAGCCAUAGUGCUUGAACGCCACAGGAACGCCGCAGCCGCCAAGCAACGCCCUCAAGACAGCCAAGUGAGUGCUGCCACCGCUUCCAGGAUCUCAGAUGACAACCAAGGACGUAGAAGCUCUCUGCAUUCGUCUCGGCCAGCUGUCGGCGGAAGAACUGCACUCUCUAGAUGACGUCAAAGCGCCCUGGCUUUCUCGGCUGAAAGGCAAAACACCGGAACGUGCCGUCAGCAGGAUUCAGCGCUCCCUCCAUGCCGUCGUCUCCCUGGACCAUCGGCUCGCUUAUGUCGCCUGGUUCUACUGCUAUCUUAUGCGACGGGACAAGCUGCGGCCUUGGCUUCUGUACCACUAUGACGUCCCUGCUGCUACGGUUGACUGUUCCGAGCUUCUGGGACACCUGGUUUCCUCGUUGAUGGUUCCUAUCGCCGACACGACGGCCAUGCAGGCUAGCCAAGGGGGUGCAUUGCACGCCUGUCUCCUGACCAUGGAGCCAGGACUGGCGCCGUAUGACCACAAGUUACUGUGCUUGUGCCUCUGGCCCGGGCUGCCCUUCGUGGCCGCCCAUUCAUCGGGACUGAGAAUCCAGCGCCGGCUGAUGAUCGCGCUGGGACGUGUGCUGCGCGACAUUCCCGUGGAAGUGGUGGGUGGCGUUUACGGCGACCUUGACUCCGUGUUUGGCGCGGCCAGAAGUUAUUGCAGCGAUCCGCUGGCGCAUCGCAUGGCCGAAGCGCGUUACGCCGAGGGCCUGCAGUUGACUGUCUCGGGGCAAUGCCGGCGGCCUGACGCCAACAAAACUGAACGCCAAACCAGUAGCCAUGCUCAGAGCGUGAUACCACCACCCAAGAAGAGCGGCAACAGCGGCGAAAGUAGGGCCGGGAGAUAAGUCACCGAUGCUCAGAAGCGAGGCCGUCACUUUCUAGGCGAGGUUGACAGCCUUGAGGGCGUGCAUCAUCACACAUGCAGCCACUGCGACGGUAGCGACGCCUUGUCUUGAGCACCACGCCUUCUCAUCAAUGUCACCACGAAAAUAUCUUACGCCCAGAAGGGUUUUCAUCCUGACAGCUUGUGAUGCGUUUCACGAACGCCCCACAAAGAAAGCCGCAAAGUCUACGCAAGAAGUCACGUCGGUGCGAAUGUGUAAAUUGCUCCAUCAAAUGAACAUUUAGGACACCGUGGCGUAGGGCCACACAUUGAAACCUACAUGACAUGUCGAGGCACUGUGCCUGCACUUGUAGGAUGUGGCCACGCCGCUCACUUUUUACUGUAGAACGAUCUGUGAGAGGCCCGUGCCUUAUUCGAGUGCGAAA